Molecule: messenger RNA, 2055 nt
Organism: Vombatus ursinus (common wombat)
Lineage: Eukaryota; Metazoa; Chordata; Mammalia; Diprotodontia; Vombatidae
Gene: SCN2B
Product: sodium voltage-gated channel beta subunit 2
Exons: 4
Coding region: 47-694 (215 amino acids)
Cellular component (GO): membrane
Source: RefSeq, a predicted model, not a curated record
UCACCCCCUCCCAGCCCCUAACCAAACUACAUCUCAGUCCUUGAAAAUGCACAGAGACGCCUGGCUACCUCGCCCAUCCUUCUGUUUCACUGGGCUCAGUCUGUUUUUCUCUCUGGUGCCAUCAGCACCGAGCAUGGAGGUCACAGUUCCCAUGACCCUCAAUGUCCUCAAUGGCACUACUGUGCGCCUGGCCUGCACCUUUAACUCCUGCUACACAGUGAACAAUAAACAGUUCUCCCUGAAUUGGACAUACCAAGAGUGCAAGAAUUGCACUGAGGAGAUGUUUCUCCAGUUCCGGAUGAAAAUCAUUAACCUGAAACCAAACCGUUUUGGGGAUCGGGUGGAAUUCACAGGGAACCCCAGCAAGUAUGAUGUGUCUGUGACCCUGAAUAAUGUACAGCUGGAGGAUGAGGGCACCUACAAUUGCUAUGUCAUGAACCCACCCGACCGCAACCGUGGUCUAGGCAAAAUCUACCUACAGGUUCUAACACAAGUGCCCCCUGAACGUGACUCAACGGUGGCUGUGAUCGUGGGUGCCUCAGUGGGUGGUUUCUUGGCUGUCGUCAUCCUGGCACUGAUGGUGGUCAAGUGCGUGAGGAGGAAACAGGAGCAGAAGCUGAGUGCGGAUGACCUGAAGACCGAAGAGGAGUGUAAGACAGAUGGGGAGGGCAAUCCAGAAGAUGGUACCAAGUAAGGGCGGAUGGUCUCUUGGCCUUCCUCCUCUCCUGCCUACCUGUCUCCCUCUCAUUUCCCACCCGAUACAGUGUGCUCCUUGCCUACCCUCUCAGUGUGCUUCUCUUAAGCCAGGAUUCCAGCCCCCAACUCUGCCUCCUCCUCACAGACCUCCCUACCCCCUUGCCCUAAGAGUGACUCACCUCUCUUCCAUCAGAGAUGGCCACCAUUAAACCAGCUGGGAAUUGAAGUUCAGAUGGGGUGUAGGAAAACAAAGGGGCCUAGUAGAUACCACUGCCCAUAUAAAUGCCCAUCUUCUUCCACAAGAAGAAGGUAAAAUGGGAUGACCAUUCCUGCAUGAGAGGUAAGGAGCUCAUGCCAGGAUCCUAAAGAUGGAGAAGUGUUGGGAGAGGAUGAUGGAGGACGAAGAAAUAAGCCCCCUCAGCCAGUCCAGUACUUGGUUUGAGCCUCUACUACUGCACCAAUCUUAGAGAGAACCCUGUUUAUGGUGCUGUUCUGGCAUUGUUGGAGCUACACCUGAAGAUGAUCUCAUCUGCUGGUUUCUGCAGAAUUCCUGAGAUUUUUCCUAACAGAGAAUCCCCUCAAAGCUCAUCAAGUUUUUUGGAGUGUCUGAAUGAGUUCCCAUAGUUUGGGGGUUUCUGGUAGACUAGUGUAUUUACUAGAUAGUGGAGGCUGGGAGCAAAACCCAAGAGAAGCAGGAGCCUUCGUCUCAGUAUUCUCUGUCUUGGCCCUGUUGUCCUCCCCAGAUCAUCUACAGAGUUCUUCCACCUCAUUAUUCUAGCCCAGGAACCCCUUGGGUUUUUAGGGUGAUUUUACUGGAAGAAAUGGGAAUCACUUGAGCUGGGCAUGGGUGGAGGGAGUGUGUAGUUCCAGCUAGGUAUGCUGACUGGGGGUGGCUAUUUUGGCACUGGUUGCCUAGCGACAGGAAAGCCCCAGUUGUAAACCUGUUUAGUGGUAGAGACACCUUUUACUAGCAGUCUGCUAAUUGCCUUCUCAGAUAAGAUGCUCACCUCCCCUCCCUCCUCCCAACCUAUGCCUUAGGAACACUCAGUGUGUGUGUGUGUGUGUGUGUGUGUGUGUGUAUGUGUGUGUGGGGAGAAUGGUAAGAGGAAAGAGAGACACAUUCUCAGCUAAAGGAUGUGUGCUGAAUAUGGGACUGAAAAGAAUGGGGGUAGCGUCUUUCCAAGGUCCAGUUUGGACAGACCAUUUCCAGUUGCUCUCCACAGGGUCUCUGACUAGUCUGAGAUUUGCUGUCCAAGUCCAUCAAUCAGAUUAGAGACCAGAGAUGAGGUGGGAUGAGGAAGAGGUGUCUAGGAGGGGGCUCCAAAUCUCCUUAGCAUUUAGACCUAUAGUAGACCUCAA